Messenger RNA from Glycine soja, 941 nucleotides. RefSeq names its product probable prefoldin subunit 2. The record is from RefSeq and is a predicted model, not a curated record. NCBI's taxonomy places the organism in Eukaryota, Viridiplantae, Streptophyta, Magnoliopsida, Fabales, Fabaceae. Gene Ontology annotation, biological process: protein folding. The coding region runs from base 171 to 611 and encodes 146 amino acids. The transcript is spliced from 2 exons. Gene Ontology annotation, cellular component: cytoplasm; prefoldin complex. Gene Ontology annotation, molecular function: protein folding chaperone.
AAGAGUUAGGCUCUAUUGGACCGUACGAUUAAGAUCGUUCGGUGAAAUUGAUCACGCUGGUGCCGCAUACCCUAGCGUUCCUGUUAUUCUAUUGUGGCUGAAACAAAACAGUGUUGAACGGCGAGGUAGAACGACGACCCCCUUCUGCGUUUUGACCUUCAAUCUCAAUCAUGGCCAAAGCUGAAGGUGGCAAGGAACCAAUAAAUGAACAAGCAGUAGCAAAUAUGUAUGCUGCAAUGAGGUCUGAGCUCAACCAAAUUUACUCCAAAAUAACUGAACUGGAGAUGGAAGUUAGUGAGCACACAUUGGUUACCAAUGCCAUUCAACCACUUGACCAAUCUAGACGAUGCUAUCGUAUGAUUGGAGGGGUGCUUGUGGAGAGAACCAUCAAAGAGGUCUUGCCUGCUGUGCAGCGAAAUAAAGAAGGACUCGAAGAGGUUGUGGCAAGGCUUAACGAGGCGUUGGAAAAGAAGAAAAAGGAAAUUUCUGAGUUUGAGGCUAAAUAUAAAAUCAGGAUAAGGAAGGCUGAUGCUGAGGUGAAGGAUGAAUCUGGUAGGAAGGAAGGGUCUGCUCAGGGGGUUCUUGUGGGUCCUGCAGGUGGAAGUGAAUGAUUUGUCUAUUUUUAUUUUGUUUCCUCAAACUAGUAGCCAGAACUUGUCUUACAAUUGGGUGCAUGCAGUUUGAUGAUUUGUUUUAUAUGUAGACUAAGUGCGUGUCUGAAUUAGAUUCAUGUUCCGUCCAUAUAGAAGCAAGUAAAUGUAACUUCUGCAUCAUUUUGACGUGGUUUUGCUGCUUGAACGUGGAUCCAAGACGUGUUUCCAACCACGCUCAUUAGCAAGUAUACCUUGAUAUGACCUUAAGUUUAAUUGCUUUGGGCUGAAAAAAACUUAUCUUCAUUGGUUUGUGUUUAUGUAGAUUUUUGUAUGCAAGACUAGAGCAUA